CACUUAAAAUUGAGCACCGUAACUCCGUAACACAAAAGUCACACCUUACUACUCGCCCAUCACACGCUCUCUCUCCUUUGCCGAAGACUAACCGCGAGAGUGAGAGUGGAAAGCGCAAUAAUUACAAAGUGUUGCCUAAUCCCAUUUUAACAGCACUCUAAUAAUAUAAUUACAGACAAUAUCAUACGCCCUAAUCUUGUUUUGCAGAAAACAUUUGCCAGUCAGACAUCAGAAAGAAGCAGAACAUUCUCUUCUUCUUCCCACCCUCCAUCCCAAAUCAAAAAAAUCGGAUCUUUUUUAAUUUCUCUUUCUUUUGGGUCAAAAACAAAUCAACCCUCUACUUUACCAGUCCAACAGACAUAGUUCAUCUUCUCUGUACUCCGUAUUGCCACAGGAAUGCUGUUCCAUGGGAUACUUGUGUGAUUGACUUUUAGAGGAUUAGUAGCUGGAGCUGGUGGCAUCGGUGAUGGAGCUCCUUUUAGCUGUUCUGGCCUUCAUUUGUUUGCUUCCUUGCAGUUUGGCCGAUUUUCAAGGCGAGGCGCUUUUUGCAGUGAAGCAAUCAUUGCAUGCUUCAGACAAUCAGUUGCGUGAUUGGAACCCCAAUAUGGUUAAUCCUUGCACUUGGUCAAAUGUUAUGUGUGACCCUAGUAACAAUGUUAUUUCUGUGACAUUGUCUUCCAUGGGAUUAUCUGGAUCAUUGUCACCUAAAGUCGGCACUCUGAAGACUCUUUCAACUCUGUCUCUGCAAGGGAAUGCUAUUACUGGCAAAAUUCCUAAGGAACUUGGAAAUCUGUCAAGUCUAACAAGCCUGGAUUUAGAGAAUAAUCAUUUGACUGGUGAAAUACCAUCCUCCCUCGGUAAUCUUAAAAAUCUUAAAUAUUUGACUUUGAGCUAUAACAACCUCUCUGGGACUAUCCCUGACUCGCUGGCUUCCCUUGAUAACUUAAUUAGCCUCCAGCUCUCGUCAAAUCAACUCACUGGCCCAAUUCCUCAGAAGCUCUUUCUAAUAUCUCAAUACAAUUUCUCAGGGAAUCAAUUGAGCUGUGGUAGAGAUCUUCGCCAUCCUUGUGUAGCUGAAGCUAAUAGUGGAGGUUCUUCAAAUAAAACAAAAGUUGGAGUUAUAGUUGGAGUAGUUGUAGGGCUAAUUGGUAUAAUACUGGUUGGCUGUGUGCUGUUUUUCAUAUGCAAGAGCAGAAUUACAAGAUACAGGCGUGAAAUCUAUGUUGAUGUUGCAGGUGAAGUUGAUCGUACAAUUGCAUUUGGGCAGCUGAAACGAUUCGCUUAUAGGGAGCUGCAGAUAGCAACAGACAAUUUCUGUGAGAAAAAUGUUCUCGGUCAAGGAGGUUUUGGCAAGGUUUACAAAGGUGUGCUAGGAGACAACACAAAGGUUGCAGUGAAACGAUUAACCGACUAUGAGAGCCCUGGAGGAGAUGCAGCUUUUCAGCGUGAAGUUGAGAUGAUAAGUGUUGCUGUACAUAGGAAUCUAUUACGUUUAAUAGGGUUCUGCACUACACCAACAGAGAGACUAUUGGUGUAUCCAUUCAUGCAAAACCUGAGUGUAGCUUAUCGUUUGCGGGAGUUGAAACCUGGAGAGUCUAUUGUAGAUUGGCCUACGCGAAAACGAAUAGCUUUGGGCACUGCACGUGGACUAGAGUAUCUGCAUGAACACUGCAACCCUAAGAUCAUCCAUCGUGACGUAAAGGCUGCUAAUGUAUUGCUAGAUGAAGACUUUGAAGCAGUAGUGGGUGAUUUUGGUUUAGCAAAACUGGUAGAUGUUAGGAAAACUAAUGUGACCACUCAGGUGCGUGGGACAAUGGGUCACAUAGCACCUGAGUACUUGUCCACUGGGAAGUCCUCUGAGAGGACAGAUGUCUUUGGUUAUGGAAUUAUGCUACUAGAGCUUGUGACAGGUCAACGGGCCAUCGAUUUUUCACGAUUGGAAGAAGAAGAUGACGUCUUAUUGCUUGAUCAUGUUAAGAAGUUGCAGAGAGAAAAAAGAUUAGAUGCAAUUGUUGAUAAAAAUCUGAAUAAGACAUAUGACAUUCAAGAAGUGGAGAUGAUGAUCCAAGUUGCAUUGUUAUGUACUCAAGCUUCACCAGAAGAACGCCCAGCAAUGUCUGAGGUGGUGCGAAUGCUUGAAGGAGAGGGGCUUGCUGCAAGAUGGGAGGAAUGGCAGACUGUGGAAGUCACUCGCAGGCAAGAACAUGAAAGAAUGCAUAGAAGAUUCGACUGGGGUGAUGAUUCUAUUCAUAAUCAGGAUGCUAUUGAGUUGUCCGGUGGAAGAUAGGGCUAAUGAUGAAGGUAGUUCUGGGUCCCUAUUUUAGAAUAAUUAAAAAUGCUUGCUUUGUCUUAACCUCCUUAAUAGAAGUAGUUUAGCCUGCUCUAUAGAUUUUCUUCCUUGCCUUGUUGAAAGAAAUUAUGUGCAGAUUUUGGAAUUGUUACAUUGGCAUUCCUGAUUUAUAUUCUACUGUGUGUAUAUAGCCAAAAUAGCAACUCUUCUUCUUAGUAGCGUGUGAGAUUCUCAGAGAAAACCUUGAGUGAUGUAAGCUUUCAUAAUUCCAAAGCAACUGUUAGAAGGCUCUCUUGGGCAAUACAAUUAUUGAAUGGUUUCAGCUUUUGUUUAUGCUUCA
This is a messenger RNA of Chenopodium quinoa (quinoa), 2630 nucleotides long. Its product is annotated as probable LRR receptor-like serine/threonine-protein kinase At5g10290. The coding region runs from base 467 to 2287 and encodes 606 amino acids. Lineage: Eukaryota; Viridiplantae; Streptophyta; Magnoliopsida; Caryophyllales; Amaranthaceae. Gene Ontology annotation, biological process: protein phosphorylation. The transcript has 12 exons. The record is from RefSeq and is a predicted model, not a curated record. Gene Ontology annotation, molecular function: ATP binding; protein kinase activity; protein binding.